AGCUGGACUGGCCAUUAUGGAAGAAGAGGUACAGCAGCACUCACACUGUGUGAAUUGUAUUAGUAGACGGUGUAUGACCAGACCAGAGCCUGGGAUUGCCUGUGACUUGAUUGGUUGUCCAUUGGUUUGUGGAGCAGUUUUCCAUUCUUGUAAAGCUGAUGAACAUCGACUCUUGUGUCCCUUUGAACGAGUACCUUGCUUAAAUAGUAACUUUGGAUGUCCAUUUACCAUGGCACGAAAUAAAGUUGCUGAACAUCUAGAAAUGUGUCCUGCAAGUGUGGUGUGCUGUACUAUGGAAUGGAACCGAUGGCCAGUUAGUUACGCAGACCGGAAAUCUUAUGAAAAUCUAAGCAGAGAUGUUGAUGAAGUGGCACAAUUAGACAUGGCCUUGGCUCUUCAAGAUCAAAGAAUGCUUUUGGAAUCUCUCAAAGUUGCCACCAUGAUGUCAAAAGCAACUGAUAAAAUAUCUGAACCCAGAGAACAAAUUUCAGUGAAAUCAAGUGUUCAGGAAAUACCAUGUACUAAUGGGUUGGUAUCUGUUGAUGAAGAAUCAUAUGGUGCACUUUAUCAAGCCACUGUAGAAACAACUAGAAGUUUGGCUGCUGCUUUAGAUAUCCUGAAUUCUGCCACAAGAGACAUUGGCAUGUUAAAUACAAGUCUUUCUGCUACCACAGAUGAGAUGGAUGAGAAUAACAGAGAGAGCUUCCAGGAAAGAAACUUAAAAAGCCAGGACCACCUUUAUGAGGAGGAGAUGGGGGCAGUAGGUGGAGUUGACCAUAAUGGCAUAAGCCAGAAUGCUCAGUCUGAACAAAAUGGGUCAAGUGAUUUACUAUGUGAUUUAAGUACAAGUUCUCUUGGUACUGCUGCUCUCUGUAAUGGCUUUCCUUUGGAAAAUAUGUGUUCACAGAUCAAAGAGCAGGAUCAAAAAUUUCCAGGUGAUUCUAUAGACAAUAACAUAGAAAAUGGAGAGUGUGCAGCAGCAGAUGGUACUUCAGAACCUUCCAGUUCACUUUUAGUAGCAGCACAACUUAGGGAAGUAAUUCCUUUCAGUGCUUUGCCGGAUAGUACAUUUCAGCAUAUUCUCAUGACAGAUGAAGAUGAUGAUGAGGACUUGUAUUGGAAAAAGGUAGAUUUAGGGGAUGUGAAGGAUGUUGAUGACUCACCAUUCAGUCAUGCUCCUUCAUUUAAGUUUCUUUCUAAUUCAUGGUAUAUACCAAAGGAAGACAAAGCAGUUGAUACAUCAGAUUUAGAAGUUGCAGAAGAUCCCAUGGACCUCCAAGGAAUAGACCUGAUUACAGCAGCGUUACUGUUUUGUCUGGGAGAUUCUCCAGGUGGGAGGGGUAUAUCUGAUAGCCGCAUGGUUGAUGUUUAUCACAUUGACUUUGGGACACAGACUUUCUCACUUCCAUCUGCAAUAUUAGCUACAAAUACAAUGGUUGGAGAAAUAGCUUCAGCUUCAGCAUGUGAUCAUGCCAAUCCACAGCUUUCAAAUCCAAGCCCCUUUCAGACACUUGGGCUGGAUUUAGUUUUGGAAUGUGUUGCUAGGUACCAGCCUAAGCAGCGUUCGAUGUUUACCUUUGUAUGUGGACAGUUAUUCAGAAGAAAAGAAUUUUCUUCCCAUUUUAAGAACGUACAUGGUGACAUUCAUGCUGGACUCAAUGGAUGGAUGGAACAGAGGUGUCCUUUGGCUUACUAUGGUUGUACCUAUUCUCAGCGUAGAUUUUGUCCAUCAACACAAGGAGCAAAGAUUAUACAUGACCGCCAUUUAAGGUCAUUUGGAGUUCAGCCAUGUGUAUCUACAGUAUUAGAAGAGCCUUCAAGAAACUGUGUGUUGGGAUUACGUAGUGACCAUCUAAGUAGUCUCCCAUUUGAGGUACUGCAACAUAUUGCAGGCUUUCUUGAUGGCUUCAGUUUAUGCCAGCUUGCAUGUGUAUCCAGGCUAAUGAGGGAUGUUUGUGGCAGUCUACUUCAGUCUCGUGGAAUGGUAAUAUUGCAGUGGGGGAAAAAGAAGUAUCCAGAAGGAAAUUCAUCAUGGCAGAUAAAAGAAAAGGUAUGGCGAUUCAGUACUGCAUUUUGUUCUGUUAAUGAAUGGAAAUUUGCUGACAUCCUAAGCAUGGCUGAUCACUUGAAGACUUGCAGUUACAAUGUUAUAGAGAAACGGGAGGAAGCAAUCCCAUUGCCAUGUAUGUGUGUGACUCGAGAACUUACUAAAGAAGGACGUUCACUGCGCUCAGUUUUAAAACCCGUGCUUUAAAACUGUAUUUACUUGCACAUACAUGCAAGCACCUGGUAUGAGUUCUUUGUAAUAUGUGACACUUAUUAAUGUAUUAAAGACUACAACUAGCUAAAUUUAUUGUCACUAUGUACAUACUGUUUUGCAGUGACAUAUAUUUUUAUAAUGUACUGUUAGUUGGAAAAAAAAGUUGCCUUAAUAUUUGAAAUGUGUGAAAUUGUUGGAACAUUGAUAGACAGGGUAAUCUAAUCUUUAUCUGCAUAUUUUUUCAAAUUAAUAAUUUUAAUGGUGUGCAUAUUUAAGUUCUGAAAAUUUUUGCUUUUCAAACUAAAAAGGAUUUCAUCAAAAAAUUAAUUUUAUAUGUUUCCUGUGGGUUGAAGCCCAUAUUAUCAAAAGCAAAACUUUGAUUCAGAUUUUUCCUGCAUAGAUUUUUUUUCCACAGAACACAUUCAGUUGUUUAAACACUGCCAUAAGAUUGUUAUGAAGUAUUUCUGAUACUUUUCUUUUGUAAUUAUUGAUCAUAUGUGAUCUCCAGUACUUACAUAAAGGCACAAUAAUGACUUCAUGCAUUUAAAACAACUCACAAAAAUGUUUUCAUCCUCUUUUCUUACUAGUCUUAUGCUGAAACUGAUCAUAUGCAGUUCUUUUUCAUUAAAUUCCUUAUCUGAGGAGUCAUGACACAAUGUAUUAUAUGACAGAUUAAGUAAAAACAAAGCAAGCCUAUGAAUUUAACUUGAAAUUUUCAUGGUGUUUUAUAUUUUCCUAGGUAUCUAAUGUUUGAAAAGAAAAUAUACCUCACUAUAAGUUUGAAUUUUGCAUAUUGUUUGAAUAAACUUCAAAUAUUCAGAAUACAAAGGGUUUGACUUUUUGAGGGGCCUUUAAAAUGUUCAUAUAAUGAACUAUAUAGGUCUAUAAAAAUACACUGGCAUUGUUUUGAGACUUUUAAAAAUGUGAAAAUUUGCAAGUUAACAUCAAGCAGAUACCUGUCUUGAUUGAUAAUCUUUUUGAAAUGUUUCCAGUUAUGCUUCACAUAUUUCUUUGUCAGAACAUAAGAAUUGUGUCUUUUUGUAAAGAUCAAGUGUAGUAAUGAAGUAGUCAAUAACCUACAGUUUUCAAAUACCAUAUUCACUUAAUGUGCUUACUUUAAAGAAAUGAACAUACAGUGUCAAUAUUUAGAAGUAAAUUCCAGAGGUAGAGACAUACAUAAUUUGUCCGGAUAAAUUCUGGCAUUGGUUAGCUGACAUGGUUAGUGAUGUUGAAAAUCAAUUGUGUCUUCUCUUUCUACAUUGUUUUGAGAGUACUUGGUGGUUACUGAUUCCUAUUUCCCAGAUAUGGUGGUCAGCCUGGGGAGAAGUGUCCUUGGGCAUUAAAGGUGGAAUCUCAGCUGCUUGAGAUUUGUUGGCAGCAUCAAGCCUUUAUUAGAGUUGAAAUGUGCAGUAGUAAAGACUAAUCACUUUUUUUGCCACACCUGUCAUUUAAGUUAGGAGAAUUUGUGAUUUUGGUGCUUAAACUUUCUUUUUCAACUGUGAGAUUAAAUUGCAUUAAACAAGGAAUAAUAAUAAUAAUAAUAAUAAUAAUAAUAAUAAUAACAACAACAACCUUUGUUUCUGCCAAAAGGUAGAAAUAGUAAUCAAAUAUGACAGGAUAUAACUUUGCUUUUUAAAUUUUUCUGAAGAAUGUGUCUAUAUUUAGGUAAUACAAGCAUUAACCUUUUGUUUUAUGUUUGUACUUUUUAAAUAUUCAUGAUUUGUAAAUUUAAAUCUACUUUCACAAUGAGAUACUUAACAUUUUUUUCACCUUUUCACCAAAUGAAAUGGAUAUUUUAAUAACAGCAUAUGUACAUGAAAACUUUUUCUAUUUACUUUUUUUAUUUUGUUCAAAUAAAUAUUUUUUGCAAUUUAUUCUGGGUGAAAAAGUGAUAGUUAAGCACUAGACAUAUAUCACAUUUGAAUUAAGCAUAAUUCAGCUGCUUUCUUAUUGUUGAAGUUAGCUUUACAUACCCAGAAAUGGACACUUAAUAUAACUUGAGUCUUACAACUACUGACAUGGAACAACAAUAUGGAAUUUUGCAUGAAAUUCUGGAUAGAAAAAGUAUUACUCAUUCUUCAUGGUAGUUAAUAUUUAAUUGCUGUUGGUAUCACUGCAUUUUAGCCAUCGGUCCUUCAUGUGGAGGCAACUUUGGGAGACACAGGAACUGAAAGCUCAAAAAAUUGCUUAAUGAAAUAAUUUUACUACUAAUAAAUAAAAUCCUAAAAACACAAUGACCAUAUUUUACAAAAACUGACAUGAACCAUGGUAAGUAAAGUAACAAUGUUAUAUUCUUAUUUAGGAAAAUACUAAGAAUUUAGGUGAAAGCAGAAGUUGAACAUUGUUUUUACAGGUUUGUAUAAUGUCAUAAAAAGUAUUCUUCUCUGGUUCGUGAAUGAACUUGUAUGAGUACUCUAAAGUACUAUGAAUUGCAGCCAAAUUAAAAAUCACUUAGAAGCUAAUGCAAACACUUUUCCAAGUUUUCCUCUAAUCAUGGGCAUUUUUUUCCCUAAAUGUAGUGAAAAUGCACCCUUUAAAAGAAAGUUAAAAUUUAGUUACAUUUAUUAAAUUAGGAAAAGGCUAUCUCUUAAAAAUGAAAGCUCUGGAACUUUAAAAAUGUAUAGAAUUUGUCUUUAUCAAAGUAUUAUUGUGUGUUUAACUUAAAAUGAGUAAGUUAACUGAACAACUUAGUAUUUCACCAAGGUAAAAAUAAGAAUUAUGUCAGAAACCUGAAAAACCUGAAACCCAAAGAAAAAACUAGCAUGACUAUGAGCCAGUAGCUGUCCAGACGUUAGAAUGUUAGAUGCUAGAUGUUAGAGUGCUUUAUUUCCUCAGAAUGCUUCUCAUUGUUCUCUUCUUUGCCCUCGUUAGACUGUUGCUACUAUUCGACAAUGAGUUUGUACUCUCUAAUCUUUCCAGAUAGAGAUGCUCAUAUUUUUCUGUUUCACUUUUAUUCCUGACUUGUUUUUUAAGAGUUCUGGUUGCAGAUUUGACAUUGGGGAGUUGCUACUGACUUGUGAGGGAAGGAUGAUUUUCCUCUUAUAUUCUGAAAAUGCUCUUGAGCUGCUCCUCUUGUCAUUCUCAUUCAAGGAUUGGUGGUGGGCCCCAAGUUGCAGCCACCAAAUUUUCUUAUAGAAGAAAACAUCUGUUGGGUCCCAAGUACCUUUGGAGUUUACAAUACAAGGGCACUCAGGGGCAUGUUUUCUGCUCCGUGGUUUUGGUCAAGAUGUGAUGUGCUUCAUUGUUUAAGAAAUUGUGUAUUGACCUCCUUUAGGUAUCUGUAGUCUUUCUCAGUUCAUUUGAUGAGUUUCUAUUUCCCAAUUUCCCCAGGGAACAGCCCUUAUGUUUUUCAUGUUUUACUUCAUUAAUACUUAAUCCAUUUCAGAGAUUUUAUAUCUCAGGUUUUGAAUUCUGAGUUCUGUCUGAUGACUGAAGAAGUAUGAUUUCUUAUUAAAUUCUCUAAAUUUUCUUGACCUGUUGCUUGUUUCUUACUUCAUUCAUUUCUUAGAUUUUUCUUUUCCAUUAUUUUCUAAGACAAAUUUCAAGUUAUGUUACUUCUUUAUUAUAUUGUUAGUUUUAAAAAAAACCUUAUUUUUUCAUUAAAAGUAAAAAUGAGCAUUUCUUUUUUGAGCUUGUUUAAGAUGAGAAGUUUCAGCGUCUGCUCACAUUUCCAUGUUCUGUGACUCCACUUCUUCUGUUUCUUGUAGCUCCUUUUACAUUUCACUAACCUUUUCAUGUUUUUAUUUUUUCUCUUAAGUAAUUUAUAGUGACUUGUUCUAUUAACACCUUAUAUGAAUGAACUACAUCUAGAUUUCCAAUACUCUUCCAAAAUCAUCAUAGUUCAUUUGAAAAUUUUUAAUUAACAUCAAAGUAUUUCAUAAUCAUGCAAUUCAUAAUUCGCAGAAUCUUAUUCAGUAACCCAUGGGUAGGCAUGAUGGUCAUCCACAUCAUUUAUGUGUUUUAUGACCAUAUUCUUUUCCUGAGUUGUCAUUGUUAUCCCGUGUCAUGUCCCACCCCCCCAUAGUCUGUCUUCUCAAGAGCAAAUUGCUAAGUACCAGUCUUUGCACACUUUUCUGCCUCCUGCUGUGAUCUCUGAAAGCCUGAGCUUGGGGACGAAGGGAUAUCCUGAGUUGUGUGCAUCUUCACCAGAUAUUAUUGUAUACUCUUUGUCAUCUAUUUCUGAGACCUCACAGGUCUCUUGGGGGUAAGAAGCAACAAUCUGUGUUCAGAUAUCCAGGUGAUUAUGAUACACCGUAAGAGGCAAUUUAAUUUUUUUUACAUCUUUUUUCCCCUUUUCCUUUUCUCCCACCAGUGCCUUCCAUGUACCUCUCUUGCUCUCUCUCAAAUUCAUGACCUCUUUUUCUUUUAAUUGUGUGUGUAUGUUCCUAAAUAUAUAAAUACAGCCUGCUCAGUCCACAAAUUUUACUUUUGUGUAUAUGAUUUCAGGGCUGACCACUUGGUAUUGGAAAACCAAUUGGGGCAUUUUUCCCUCGGGAAGACUUUCUCCCACUCUCAGUAUUCCUUAGUAAACUAGUUCUUUAUCUAUGGUUAAGGCCUCAUAAGCAAUCUUACUGGAAAGCCUGGGGCUUGCUGACUGUCUCUCCUUUGUUAUUCAGGUGAGUGUGUACAUAUUUGAAAUCCUAAAUGAACAGCCAUAAUUUAUUAAAAUUGUUUAAAUUAAAAAUAUAUACGUUAAUUUUCUAACCAUGUGAUAAAAUGCAUUGGGUACUAUAACUUGGUUUUUUUGUUAAAAAACAAAGCAAUAUUUUAAAUUUCCCUAGUUUCUUACUGGUGUUGAUUUCCUUUAAGGUAAAUUACUGUGUAAAUUUUAAUUCAUUAUCAGUAACCUUUAGCUGAGUAGUCUUGUUCUCUUUAAUGAUUGCAAAAUCACUAAAUUUUUAAAAGAAGGAAAGUGUAGAAGUAGAGAAAUACUGGAUUAAUCCUGUAAAGAUAUUUAAUGAUAAUCCCAUCAAUCCAAUCAGAAAUAUUAAGUGUAGGUAUCUGAUUUAUCAUGGUAUAGAAUCUGUUUCUAGGUCUUUGCCACCAUUUGCAUAUAUCAGUGUUGUAUUCUGUCCUUUCACAUUGAAUAUGCUAACCUUAAUAAUAUCGAAAAAUAAUGGUGUUUUCCACAAAGCCAGGUGUGGGAGGUUGUUACUAUAUUGAUAAGAGAUUUUAUUUGUAGAGGUUUGACUAUUGGAUUUUGGUGUAAAACAAAAUUUUUUGUUUAUGUAUUUUCCAUCCCCGACUAAAAGACAUGGGGUUUAUGCUUGCCUGGUUAUCUAAAUGUUGCUGUAAAUGGUCUUACCAUCUGUCUUCAUAACUAUGAAGCAGAGUUUUGGUUAUGCCCUUAAAACAAAAGUACUCAGGACUACCUCAUCCCAUUGUGUUUAAAAUAAUGUGCCAAUAGAGUAUUAAUCUAAACCUGGUUUCCAGAAAGAACAAAAAAAUAUUUCAGUGAAGCCUAAGUCAACUGAAGUCUUUCUAAAUUACAAGAACCUUUUAUAUAGCUAUUUCCUGUUAUUUAGAAAACUGUUUGAGAUCAUAGUUUUCAACUUCAAGUUUUAUGAUGAGAAUAUUGAGGCGUUCAGUCUAAUAGGAACGUGUCCUGACAGGGAUCUCUCUCGCAGAUGCAGAAAGAGAAGGGACAUUUAAGUAAAAGGAAGGAAGUUAUUGUUAUCUGAGUAUUCAGUUCUUACUGUUAGGGAAAGAAUUUUGUGUAAUACCAAAGGAAAUACACUAACGGAGUGUGGUAUGUUACUUUGGAAACUCUUCCUAAAACUGAGGUGUUUUACUAAAGGUUUGAAGAAUGUUGCUUCAUCUGUGGCUGAAAAAAUAUAGAUGUUAACUGCAUAUAUGUAAAUGUGCCUGACAUCUAAUCUUCAUAAUUGAUCAUCUUGAGGUUUGUUACCUUAGAACAUUUCAAAAUUUUCUAGUUGGAUUGAUGUUCCAUUGUAUUAGGUGUAGAGUGACUUGGCCUUAAUAAACUACAGAGAAGUAAAUUUGGAUUACAAACAUGGCUCAUUAGCAUACUGUAAGAAUACAGUAAAAAUUUAUUGAUACAGACCUCUAAAAUAAUUUUUCAGUCCUUUGUUAUGCUGUAUUGAAGUUUCCAUUGUUAAGACAAGGAAAAAUAUUUCAGAGCAAAUUGACAAGGGAAAUAAAUGGUUUCAUUUUCAUUAAUACUAAUACAGUUUUUAGCAUCUCCAAAAUCAUUUUACUAACACAUUUGCAUGAUUAUGUUAGAUAAUGGCUGUUCUGUCGAUAGUUCUAGUGGUGGUGUUAUUUCAUGUGUUGGAAGUAAUAAAAUGACAUUUCAGUUGAA
Messenger RNA from Cricetulus griseus (Chinese hamster), 8582 nucleotides. Lineage: Eukaryota; Metazoa; Chordata; Mammalia; Rodentia; Cricetidae. The record is from RefSeq and is a predicted model, not a curated record.